AUGGACGACGUGGAAGCCGAGGAGCAGUUCCUGGCGGAUCUGCCGCCCUCCGGAGGCUCAAGCGCGGCCGCGGCGGGCUCCGCGCAGCCCACGCCGUCAGGCGCAGCCGCCGGCGGGUCGCAGGAGCGCCGCGCGCAGGUGGGCGCCAGUCCGUACGUGGCGCCCUUCACACCCAGCGGGUCCCCUCCGCGGCCCAAGACACCGUCCACCGCCUCGGGGGCGGGGCGCGCGCGAGCCGCCAAGCCGCAGCUGGUGCCCGUGGGCCGCGCGGCCGCCGCCGCCUUCGGCCAGGGCCCGGCGCUGCCCCGCGACGACGUGGUGAAGCACCUGCCGCCCAAGCUGCUGGAGACGCUCGUGGACGUCGUGCGCACGCUGGACCAGCUCUCGGACGGCGUGGCGGACUUCCGGCCGGACCAGCUGGGCUUCCUCAGCGACAAGGCCGCGCACUACGUGGAGCUGCUCAAGGCGGCGGACGCGGCGGCGGCCGAGUUCCACGCCGACAUUCCGCUGGAAGUGCUCAAGAUGAUGGACGCGGAGGACGGAUCGAACCCGGAGCUGUUCACCAAGAAGCAGCUGGAGAAGUGCCGGGACGAGAGCGAGCAGGCGGCCGCCAAGGUCGAGACGCUCGAGAUGCUCAAGGACGCGCUGCAGGCAGGGCUACAGGAGGAGAUCAAGUGA
Molecule: messenger RNA, 678 nt
Organism: Phytophthora sojae
Lineage: Eukaryota; Oomycota; Peronosporomycetes; Peronosporales; Peronosporaceae
Exons: 2
Coding region: 1-678 (225 amino acids)
Biological process (GO): regulation of transcription by RNA polymerase II
Cellular component (GO): mediator complex
Molecular function (GO): transcription coregulator activity
Source: RefSeq, a predicted model, not a curated record